AUGGCUCCGAAAGUAUUUUGGCGUGCCGAAAGUCAUACCGAAAGUCAUACAAAAACUCGAAAGCCUUACCGAAACUUUAAAGUCAUACCAAAACUCGAAACUCUUACCAAAAUCGAAAGUCCUACUGAAA
Molecule: messenger RNA, 130 nt
Organism: Racocetra persica
Lineage: Eukaryota; Fungi; Glomeromycota; Glomeromycetes; Diversisporales; Gigasporaceae
Source: the annotation of a GenBank genome assembly